UUGAAAAUGAAAAUAAAUAAAUCAACAAAAAUAACUGGAAAAAAUAUUAUUUUAAUUCCUUAUAAAGCGCAUCAUGUUUUAAGAUAUCACGAAUGGAUGAAAUCGGAAGAAUUACAAUUUCUUACAGCUUCGGAACCAUUAACAUUAGCCGAGGAAUACAAAAUGCAAGAAAGCUGGUGUAAAGAUGAAGAUAAAUGCACUUUUAUAAUUCUAAAUAAAUCACUAUUUGAAGAGAAUUCUAACGAAAUAGAUUCUAUGAUUGGUGAUACAAAUUUAUUUUUUAAUAAUUCGGAGAAUAAAAAUCACGCUGAAAUGGAAGUUAUGAUAGCCGAAACAAAAGAUCGGAACAAAGGAUACGGCUGGGAGGCAAUUAUGCUUAUGCUGCGAUACGGAAUCGAAAAACUAAAUGUAAAGAUUUUUUUUGUUAAAAUUUCUAUGUAUAAUGAAAAAAGUAUAAACAUAUUUACCAAGUUAGGAUUUAAAGAGAUCUCUAGAAGUGAAGUGUUUAAAGAAAUUACACUGGAGAAAGAAAUUAAUAACGAAUGGCUUGACUGGAUUAGAUCUCAAACAAUAGAAGCUACUACGGAUGAGAAUUAUGAAAAUAAUCAGUCAUAAAAUUGUAUUUACGAAGUAUAAAUAAUAAUAUUAAAAUAAGA
Ceratosolen solmsi marchali is the source of this 656-nucleotide messenger RNA. RefSeq names its product N-acetyltransferase 9-like protein. Lineage: Eukaryota; Metazoa; Arthropoda; Insecta; Hymenoptera; Agaonidae. The transcript has 6 exons. The coding region runs from base 7 to 615 and encodes 202 amino acids. The record is from RefSeq and is a predicted model, not a curated record. Gene Ontology annotation, molecular function: N-acetyltransferase activity.